Habropoda laboriosa is the source of this 5860-nucleotide messenger RNA. Its product is annotated as Down syndrome cell adhesion molecule-like protein Dscam2. Gene Ontology annotation, biological process: cell-cell adhesion; axon guidance. Gene Ontology annotation, molecular function: protein binding. The transcript is spliced from 24 exons. The record is from RefSeq and is a predicted model, not a curated record. Bases 16 to 5790 code for a protein of 1924 amino acids. Gene Ontology annotation, cellular component: axon; plasma membrane. Lineage: Eukaryota; Metazoa; Arthropoda; Insecta; Hymenoptera; Apidae.
AACGAGACCGGUGCAAUGAUCCAUUGUUCGGCUCAGGGCAGCCCGCUGCCAAGGAUUGAUUGGCUUAUGGGAGACGGCUCACCGGUCCUACCUAUACCACACAUACGUGAGAUGCUGGUGAACGGUUCGAUGUACUUCUUGCCGUUCGGAGCGGAGGCCUACCGACACGACGUCCAUUCCGCCGUUUACAGAUGUCAAGCGUCGAACAGCGUCGGCAGGGUGUUGGGCCGUGAAAUCACGGUAAAGGCCGUGGUGCAUCAGAAGUACGAGAUUCAAGUGAGGGACGCCUACGUUCAACCGGGGAAUACCGGUGUGCUGAGGUGCGAAAUACCGACGUUCGUUAAGGGGUACGUGGCAGUCACGUCCUGGGUUCGAGAUUCCGCUUACAACAUCUUCCCAACGCCNNUUUCAGAUGACAGACAUCACAUGCUGCCUACUGGCGAGCUUCUCGUUUUCUCGGUGACCACGUCCGACGACCAGUCCAGUUAUCGAUGCCGGACCGUCCACCGUGUCACUGGUGACACCGUGGAAAGUUCCUCGUACGCCAGGCUCGUGGUGACCGACCCUCACGGCCCAGUUCCGCCGAGGUUCAACGAACGAGUGAGUCCGGCACCGAUACGCACAGGAGAGACGAUCGUCCUGUCCUGCAUAUCCCAGGGUUUUCCACCGCCUAUGUAUCUAUGGUUUCGCGAGUCUGUGACGGGCACGGCGAUGAUCUUCAAUUCAGAAAGGAUCUACGCCAGGGCUGGCGUGCUGGUGUUACAAUCGGCCAGGGCGGAAGACGCGGGGCGAUACGUCUGUCACGCCAACAAUACGGCCGGUUCCGAGAUGGUCGAAUUGGAGGUCUCCAUUAUAAGCAGCCUCUCCAUCCACCUGGUGCCUCAACAGGUUACCGUCGACCUAGGCAAGGAUGCGGAGUUUCAGUGUUCUGUCACCGGACAACCGGUUCCAGUGAUCUUCUGGACGAAGGAUGGACUUCCUGUCAGAGAAGGGGCUUCUGGUAGGAGCAAGAUCACUGGAAACGACGGGUCCACGUUGCACGUUACCUCUGUGGUGAGGGACGACAAGGGGAUGUAUCAGUGUUUCGCGAAGAACGACUACGAGAUGGUCCAGGCGACCGCAGAGCUACGUCUAGGGGACGCAGCGCCGCAGCUUCUGUACAAAUUCAUCGAACAGACCAUCCAACCGGGUCCUUCGGUGUCGUUGAAGUGCAUCGCAACAGGAAAUCCAACGCCACACUUCUCCUGGACCCUGGACGGUUUUCCUCUUCCGCAGAACGACAGGUUUAUGAUAGGACAGUAUGUGACGGUGCACGGUGACGUAAUAUCGCACGUGAACAUCAGCGUGGUGCACGUGGAGGACGGCGGGGAGUAUCGUUGCACAGCAUCGAAUCGGAUGGCGAAGGUUCACCAUUCCGCCCGUCUCAACAUUUACGGUCUGCCCCAUGUACGACCGAUGGGGAACUAUGCCGCAGUAGCUGGCGAAACCACCGUCAUCAAAUGUCCGGUCGCUGGUUUCCCAAUCGCGAGCAUCACAUGGGAGAAAGACGGAAAAGUGCUGCCGACGAGUCGGCGUCAGGAGGUGUUCCCAAACGGCACGCUGGUGCUGCAUCACGUCGACAGGAGUACCGAUCACGGUGCAUACACUUGCACCGCGAAGAACAAACAAGGCCGCUCCGACUCCCAGACGGUUCACAUCGAAGUGAAAGUUCCACCUACGAUAGCUCCCUUUAGCUUUAACAAGGAUCUGUCGGAGGGCGUGCGUGCUCAGGUAACUUGCAUGGUCGAGAAGGGCGAUCCUCCGUUCACGAUCGCCUGGUCCAAGGACGGCGAGCCGAUCGCCGGGCCCAGUACAGCUGGCUUCGGGAACACCGGGAUAACCGGUCCCAGACACACGCAGACACCCGCCGGGCUACGCGUAACCAACAUUGACGCCCAUUCCAGUACCAUAGUUAUCGAGCGCGUGAGCGCAGCGCACACCGGCAACUAUACUUGCCUGGCGCGCAAUUCGGUGGCCGAGGUCCUCUGGACGGCCGAGUUGAUCGUUCGUGUGCCGCCCCGUUGGGUGAUGGAGCCCCAAGAUGUCCGCGCUUCCGAGGGGAUGCCGAGGCUGGUGCUUCAUUGCCACGCGGAUGGGUUUCCGCCGCCGGCGGUCUCGUGGCGACGUGCUAGCGGCAAUAAACCGGGGAAUUAUCGCGAUAUCGUCACGCACGAACACACGCAAGAUUUAAGGAUACACUCGAACGGAUCGUUGGUGUUUGGAAGGGUGCAGGAGGACCAUGAGGGAUUUUACUUGUGCGAGGCGGUGAACGGAAUCGGAGCUGGACUUAGCAAAGUCGUACAUCUGACUGUGAACGUGCCCGCACACUUCGUGGAGAAACAUCGUAACCAAACAGCGAGGCUAGGUUCAAGCGCGUCUCUGCGUUGCGAGGCGAAAGGCGAUCAUCCCUUAAAAAUACUGUGGAAGAAGGCUGGCGCGCACCUUGAACAGAAGCUGUCCGACUAUCGGUACACGUUGAAGGAAGAGAACACCACCGACGGUAGUAUCAGCACGCUCGAGUUCAUCAGCACAAGCCGAGAGGACAGCGGCAGAUAUUUCUGCAUCGCUUCGAACGCCUACGGCCGCGACGAAAUGACGAUCCACCUGUAUAUACAAGAGCCGCCCGAUUUCCCGCGGAAUCUUCACGUGAUCGAGAAAGGAAGCAGAUAUAUCAAUAUCAGCUGGACGACCAGCCAAGACGGUAACAGCCCUAUCACGCAGUAUAUCAUCGAGUACAAGACAGACACCGAAGUAUGGCACGACCACACGUUCCACACGACAGUACCAGGCACCCAGGCUCACGCUCACGUGAGCGGUUUACGUCCAGCUGUCUCCUAUCAGUUCCGAAUAUACGCGGAGAAUGAAUUAGGCCGGAGUCAGGCAAGCGACAUUUUGGAAACGACGACAGAAGGGGAGAAACCUGGUGGCCCGCCGAGAAAUCUCAAGGUAGAUCCUGUCAGCUCGACCGAGUUUAACGUCACCUGGGAUCCACCUGAUCAUGAUUUAUGGAACGGCGAGAUACUCGGUUAUCACGUCGGCUACAAGGAACAUCGAUUGGCGGCGGAUCAGUACACCUACAGAACCGUGGAGAGGCGAAUUUCAACGGCCAGCGUUGCUCUAGGACUGGCAAGAACAUCGAUGCCAGGCAGACAGUAUCAGCUCGCGAAUCUGAAGAAGUUCACACGGUACAGCGUGGUCGUGCAAGCGUACAACGCGCUUGGCCAAGGUCCGAUGACACCGGAAGUAGUCGCUACCACCCUCGAAGACGUGCCGAGCAGCCCUCCGCAAGACAUCCGGUGCGCCGCGUUGUCCUCGCAAUCACUGCAAGUCUCCUGGGACUCGCCGCCCGAUUCCAGUCUGAACGGUGUCUUGAAAAACUACAAGGUCAUAUGGGAGAACAUGGACGCUCUGACCGAGUCGCCUAAAUCGGAAAUGAAGACCACCAGUGCCUUGACUGUCGUAAUUCACGGCCUCGACAAGUACACCAACUACUCUGUCCAAGUGUUGGCGAUGACCAGAGCCGGAGACGGUGUUGCCUCGUCACCUUUGUACUGCGUCACCAUGGAAGAUCUGCCGGAGGUACCAGCGGGCGUGAAGGCGGUCGUCAGGUCGGCAACGUCAAUUAUCGUGUCGUGGCACCCGCCGCUCAAGAGCAACGGAAACAUCACCUCGUACAACGUUCAUAUCCGCUGGGUCGGCCCCGAGGGAAAAUGGUACACGCGAGCGUUGCCGCCUUAUCAGACCAGCUAUCAGGCGGAGAGCUUGCACAAGAAAAAUCAGUACGAGUUUAGUAUCGCGGCGGUCACCUCGGUUGGCGAGGGUCCACAGACUCAGCCUAUCACUGUCUCACCUUCUAGCGAGGUUCGAGCAGCGAUAUACUCGUUCGGCGCGGUACUAGUCGUCCCAUGGAAACAGAACGUGACAUUACCAUGUCAGAGCGUUGGCAACCCCGAAGCGUCAGUCACAUGGAAACAAUGGGGCCAGGUGGUGAAAGCAUCCAGUAGGGUGUCUCUGCUACCGGAAGGCUCGCUGCAGAUCACGGAUCUUCACCGAGAGGACAGCGGAAAUUACACGUGCUACGUGAAGAAUCGCCAUGGAUCCGAUCAGAUCACGCAUCGUUUAACCGUGCAAGUUCCACCGGCGGCACCGUUGCUUCACGCAACAAGCGCGACCAGUAAUUCGAUCAACGUCCAAUGGAAGAACGGGGACGACGGUGGUGCACCGAUCAGAGGUUACAUCCUUCAUUAUAAACGCGAAUCGGGCGAAUGGGAGGAGGUGAAAGUCUCCCAUAAGAUCAACAGUUUCGUGUUGUCGCGGCUGUGGUGUGGGAACGACUAUCAGAUGUAUCUGACGGCGUACAAUCGGAUCGGUAUGGGUUCACCCAGCGAGAUCGUGAAAGCGACGACGAAAGGAUCGAAGCCGGACGACACUCCUAGCAACGGUGAUAAAUUCGUAACGGUGAACGUUUCCUGGAUCACUCUUCAUCUGAGCAUGUGGAACGACGGUGGUUGUCCUAUCACGUACUUCGAGCUCGAGUACAGGAAGAACGGUGAAGACAUUUGGACGUUGGUAUCGAAUAACAUCGAGGUACAAAAGACGUACACGCUCAGCGAGUUGCAAUCUGGAACGACCUACGACAUCCGAAUAAGGGCGCACAAUAACGCCGGUUUCUCGGUCGCUGAGUAUAGGAUAACGACUCAGCAACCUCACACCAGCAGCACAGUGCCAGCUGUCGAGAUCGAUCACUACAUUCCUCAGCACACGUCCGUUUACUCGGAUUUAAAGCUGAUUAUCCCGCUGAUACUAAGCUCGAUGGCGAUUAUCGCCGCCGCCGGUGCUGUGUUCUAUUGUUUCCGGAAACGUCCAUUUAUAGGGGAGAUCGCGAGUUUGCACGACGCCCAGACUGCCGCCGCCUUAGACAAUAAGCAGAACAUGGAGCAACGUGAACAGUAUUACGCGACCGUGAGGAAACCGCUACGAUCGCCUAUACACGAGAUGGCUACCUUGGAAAAAAUUCCAGAAUACUCGGAGGACAUCUAUCCGUACGCGACCUUCCAGCUGGAGGAGAGCGUGCCACCGGGAGGUGAUAGCCGAUGUAAUUCCGCAGCGCCACUUCAGACCUUCGUCUAUCACGAUCCUCGUCUGUCCACCGCCGACACUCUUCAAUUACGAGAGUCGGAUUGCAACCGGUACACUAAGGUGCGCGGAGGCCGUUCGUCCUCUGCGCCGUUGCACAAAACGCACAAGGUCAGUCAGGGCAAGUCCGAGUCGGAGGAAUACGACACCCUGGGCUCGGAUAGCGACACGGAAGUCGGGACCAGCAGCCGAACCGAGUCUUCCAAUCACCUCGUCGAUUCGCACCACUCGGUGUCUGCGGCCGACUCGCGUGUCCACAACUUCCUGUACCAUGGACCAGAAUCUAGCACGUCUACAGAACCCUCACCGAUUUUUGAGAGAAAAUCGUUUCCUGGAAGGGGAAGAUCCAAGAUGUUACAGCUGGCGCGUCAUACCAGCGAGGAGACCCGUUCCAACUUCGGCCCAAUCUCCGGGCUUGGCAAUUCCAAGCACCAGUCGAGCAAUUCCUGUUCCAAUCGGGACCAGGAGCGUGACGGAUCAGGGAACCUGUUCGUCCCCAAGCUGGACCCACCCACGGGCUUCUCCGACGCGUUUGAGCUAAGCGAGGCGGAAUGCGACCUCGAUCGCGGCCACAGUAGCCAACGAAACGUCCGUGACUUCGUAAUCGCGGUGUAAAUAAAUUUGAGAAAAUGCUGGAAAAUUAUGUAGAACCUUUACGGUGAACUUCCACGAUGCUGUGCGAAAA